Linum trigynum is the source of this 1474-nucleotide messenger RNA. The record is from the annotation of a GenBank genome assembly. NCBI's taxonomy places the organism in Eukaryota, Viridiplantae, Streptophyta, Magnoliopsida, Malpighiales, Linaceae.
UCCCAUCACAAACCCAAUUUCCCAAACUCGAUUCACCCCGCUAAAUCAAAACCCAUGCCGACGACGACAACGCAGCUGAUUCCGGGCCUCCCCGACGACCUCAGCCGCGACUGCCUCCUCCGCCUCAAAUUCCCCCAAUUCCCCUCCGCCGCCUCCGUCUGCAAGUCCUGGAACUCCGAAUUCCACCUCCCGGACUUCCCCCGCCUCCGAAAGCUCUCCUCCACCUCCCAGAACCUCUUCGUCUUCAUCCAGGCUCGGGUCGACCCGACCCAGCACCACCAAACCUCCGGCAUCGCCAAGUACCGACCCGGCCCGAACUUCCGGCUCACCGUCUUCGAACCCGCCACCGGGCUAUGGUCAGAGCUCCCCCCUCCUCCGUCGUCUUUACCCAUGUUCUGCCAGGUCGCCAGCGUCGGGUCGGAUCUCGUCCUCCUGGGCGGGUUGGACCCGGAAACCUGGGAGCCUUCUACCUUGGUUUUCGCGUUCAGCUUUCUCACCGGCACGUGGCGGCGCGGGACCCGCAUCCCCGGCCCGACCCGGUCGUUCUUCGGGUGCGCGGCCGACCCGGAUCGGAGGACGGUAUACGUUGUCGGAGGACACGACGGGGAGAAAAAUGCGCUCAGGUCCUGCCUGGCUUAUGACGUCAGCAGGGACGAGUGGGCCCCGCUGCCCGACAUGGCGUGGGAGCGGGACGAGUGCAAGGCGGUCUUCCACCGUGGCAUGCUCCACGUCAUCGGCGGGUACCGUACGGAGAUGCAGGGGAGGUUCGAGCGAGGAGCAGAGGUGUUCGACACCGGCGCCGCGUGGCGGUGGGGCCCGGUGCAGGAUGGCUUCCUGGAGACGGCGGCAUGUCCCAGGAGUUGCGCCAUAGACGACGGAGACGGGGUUUUGUACCUGUGCCGGCGGGGUGAGGUGGUGGCGAGAAGGAGCGACACGUGGCGGCUCGUUGCUGUCCUGCCGGAUGACGUGGGCAGUCCCGAGUACGUGGCGGCCUGGGGUGAGGGGAGGAAGAUGUUGGUGGUGGGGUCGGCGAGAUACGGGGAGCCGCGUCAGGUGUACACGCUGGACUUGAAGGCGCUGGCGUGGGAGAAGUUGGAGACGCCGCCGGCGGAGUAUUCCGGUCAUGUUCAGGGUGGCUGUUCAGUGGAAAUUUGACUUCCGCUUUUUUAUCGCUUUUAUUUUGUCUUUUUUUGUUUUAUAUAAAGUGGAGCACACAGAGUCAGAGAGGUUACUUGUUCAUACUGCAUAAGUAUAAUAUAAUCCAAUACUAGCGAGAUGAAUUAUGAUAUUUAGGGAUAUUGUAGGAUAUAGAGAUUUGAGGAUGGAAUCGUGAAACAGCGGCGAUCCUUUUCUUGUUGGCAUAUGAAAUGUGGAGAUUGUUGCUUUCUGGCCCUCGUGUUCUGAGUGAGUCGAUAACUAAACCAAUUUCUCAAUCAAAUUCUACGUGUUUUAACGAUAAAUCAAUUUUUCAAUC